Ziziphus jujuba (common jujube) is the source of this 3533-nucleotide messenger RNA. RefSeq lists its product as uncharacterized. The record is from RefSeq and is a predicted model, not a curated record. The transcript is spliced from 3 exons. Bases 594 to 3308 code for a protein of 904 amino acids. NCBI's taxonomy places the organism in Eukaryota, Viridiplantae, Streptophyta, Magnoliopsida, Rosales, Rhamnaceae.
GUUAUAAAAAUACUCUACAAUUUUUUUUCUUUUUUUUUCCAUUUUAUAGCAGGAACAAAAAAUGGCGGAGAGAAUCUAGAGGGUGUUUAAGACACCCAAUUUUCUCAAAAAUCCAAAAUCAAAAGCAUAAAUGAGAGAGAGGAGAGAAUAGAAAUGAAGGAUGAGAGAGAGAGAGAAAGAGAGAGAGAGAGAGUGGGUGUUGACAACUUUUAUGUCUCUUCCCAUGUAAGUUUCGUUUGUUUCUGUGUAUUUUCUUAUCUGGGAUUUCUUUUUCUCUCUCUCUCUCUCUCUCUCAAUAUCUUCCUUGAGAGAAUGGCCCAGCAGAUCCAAAAUCUCCAUUUUAUCUGCUUUUCAUGGCCUUUCCGAAAUGCCCACUUUGAUGUUUGAGCUCCUUUUGUUGUUUUUUAUUCCGAUUCCCUGAUUCAUGGGUAAUUUUUUUUUUUUUCCCCUCCCUUUUCCUUCGUCUUUUGUUGGUACUCUAUCAUCUAUGGCAGUUAGAGUUGUGAAAAUGAGUUACUCUUUUUGAUGGGUUUUUGAGGAGGUAGCUGGGGAUUGUUUAUUCAAGUUUGAGCAGAGCUUGUGUUACGUUAUAUAUGGAAAUGCUGGAAAUGGGCGCAAACAUGCAGUGUAAUAGCCAUUUCCCAGGAUGUUACUCUACAAGGAAUCAUAGAAUGGAUACUAAUGGAAGCACAUGGCCACUAAUUUGUGAUGAUAAAACAAUGAAGAGUGAAUACUACUACAGUGGCUUCAUGUUACCAUUAUCUCCCAGUCAACUUUUGGGGUACAAUAAGGAAAUACUGAAGCAGACAAUGCUCAAGCAGGAGACCAUAUUUAAGGAUCAGAUUCAGGAGCUCCAUCGCCUUUACGGAAGACAAAAGGAACUAAUGGAUGAAAUAAGAAGGGAUGAAUUACAUAAACAUGAUCUAAGAUUUGAGGUGGCAUGUUCGAAGAUUGCAUUGUCUCAAAGCUCAUCCCAAAAGUCAAUUCAAGCCCCUAGCUUGCCUUUGGUAAACCUUUCACACGCUCAAAUGUCUGUUUCAGGUCUUGGACACACUCAAUCACCUUUAAGUGUAGUUCAAGGGAAGAACAUACAAGCAUGUCCUUAUCCUGCUAGAUCUGAAGGUUGUUCCAAGGAUGUGCAAGUACUCGAGUCCAAAUGCAAGAAAGUGGGGAAAAAAAUAUUGGAUCUUCAGCUUUCAGCUGAUGAAUACAUUGAUAUUGAAGAAUGUGAUCUGUUAGACAAUGAAAUGAUUGCUGAAGUUCCUGAGGUAACAAGUUAUCCUUUGAGGAGAUUACCACAGGAUGUGUGUAACAGUGAUGGAAAACCAGUUUUGGAGGGUAAUGGAUUAAACUGUGUUUUUUAUGGUGAUGCUCCAAGCUUUCAUCAGAGUAACCACAAGUCAUGUGCUGGGAGAACAUUAUAUGGAUUGGAGAACUCCAAAACAAAUUUUGGGUCCCACAAUGAUAGACAUUCUGGACAUAGUGGUGCUUUUUAUGCAUGCAAUUCGAAUGAGCAUGUCCUUGAGACAGAAAUGACCUGCAGGUCAUCAUCCCUCGUAACUAUGAGAAAAUUACGUGACUUUGAGAGGCAUCCAAUAGCUGUUCAAGCCCUCCCGUGUUUUAACACAUCUGUACCAUUGAGUAAAAAAAUUAAGUCAUCAGCGGAAAGGCCGGAGCUGGAUGGGAACAUGUUGUAUAAUCAAAAGAAUUCAGAAUGUAGUCUAAAAUCUGAUAGUGAAAUCUACCUUAAUGGCAGCUUUAGCAAUGUCUCCCAGAUGGAUUCCAAGGUGUCAAAGGCUAAUCCAAAAUCACUUGAUUUUGUUACUCACGUCAGGAAUGAUGACAGUGAUUCAGUGUCUGACAACCAUGGCCGUACAAAGUUACAGAAGGAUUCUGUGAAGGUCAAGACUUCUAGUGAUAUAAACUUGAAUAUCAUGCCACCUAGCUGUUCUUCAGAUGUUUCAGUUUCUCAAAGCAUUCAGAAAACACAUGGAGUGCAAAGGCAUGAAGACCCAAUGAGGGGUUUCCCUUGGCUUAGAGCAAAGCCGGCUUUUAAUGGUGAAGCCGGUAAAGGAUGUGAAGAUCAAACCCUGGUAGAAUCUGUCACUGUCCAAGCUUAUUCUGCAUGCAUCAAUGAUCUUGAGCAAAAGAAGGGGGAAGCAAGUGAUCUUUCGUGUAAAGGGAAGCCUAGUGUUUUCUGUGACCACUCUUCAUCUAGUGGCUUCCCCUGCAAAACCAUUCAGAAGCCAUUUGAAGAUGUAAAGAGCAAAGAGAAAGAUGCUGUACUUGAUUUGAACAUGGCUUUUGAUUCGUUUUCUGAAUCAGAAAUAGAACUAGGUGCAGAUGAACAUGCCACAGAGAACAAACUGAAUGGAAAAUAUUUGUGUUUCACAGAUCACAUUGAUCUGAACUCAUCAAUUAAUGAUAAUGAGUUUUCUCCCUGUCGAAUGACAGAAAUUGAUUUGGAGGCACCUGUGAGUCCAGAGAACAAAGAGUGCUCUCCACCAAGAGGAGAAUCUGAUGAAAAUCAAUUGGAGACACCAUUUAUAUCUUCAGGACAGGAAGACGGGGAUCUGCAGGAUGAGCUGGCCAGAGUUGCAGCAGAGUCUAUAAUUUCCAUUUCAUCAUGUGGGCUAAAAAGUUGUCUAGGAAAAUCCCCUAGCAAACAAUUUGAAUCUUCAAAUAAUUCCCUAGAUUGGUUUGCUGGGAUAGUUUCUUUGCUGGUAGGUGAUCCAGAGGAUGAGCUUGCAGUUGCUUUGGACAGUAAGGAAGAUAUUCAUAAUGAGAAGCUUCUACCUGAAGAAAUGGACUAUUUUGAGGCCAUGACAUUGAAGCUGACAGAGACAAAGGUGGAAGAGUACUGCUUUAGAAGUAAUAUGCCAAGAGAGGAAGAAACUGCUACGUCUUCACCACUAAGUCAACCAAGGAAAGGCCGGACAAGAAGAGCAAGGCAGCGAAAAGACUUCCAGAAAGAGAUUCUCCCAAGCCUUGCCUCUUUAUCAAGGUAUGAGGUGACUGAGGAUCUCCAGACAAUAGGAGGGCUGAUGGAAGCUGCAGGUACUCGUUGGGAAACAGGGCCACUUAGAUAUGGAGUUAGAAAUGGAUAUAUGAGGGGGAGGAAGCGAUCCUGUGUUUCUACUUCCAGCGGAAUUGAUAGUACCGCAGGCUCACUGCAGAAGCAGCUCGGUAGUAACCCUAAACCGGGCAAUGAGGAGAGAAGCAUAAUAUGUUGGGGGAAGGUAACGCGGCGGCGUAGAGGUCAGAGAUACCGGGUUUGUAAUCCGAAGCCUGUACAAAGUCGAGUUUAAUUAGUAGAAGUAAUUAUUAAUGAAAUCUGCUUUUUAUGUUUUUGUGGUUUUCUUGGUUGGGAAACUUGUGGGUCAUUGGGUUGUCUUGUACAUUUCAAAACUUCCAUAUAUGUAUAUUUAGGUGACGGAUUGAGAAAAAGUAACAAUGCCCAUGACAAUGAUACAGGUUAGCUGGUUCAAAUCCCCCAUUCUUGCGUAAUGAAAGUUUUUAUAGCUUUGCUUACA